AUGACCUGGUCUCUCCUGCAGCACCACAGAUGCCUUGAACACCUUGGCUCACAAGGUACCACUGUGGAGAUGUCUACCCAGGUCUUCGCCUGCUCUGAGUGUCCGUUCUUCCACAUGCAGGAGUCCUACCUGCUGCAGCACAUUGAGCACAGUCACCCAGAACACCACAAGAAAUCCCAGAGGGCUGCAGAGACAGCCGAGGCCCCCAAGAAGAAGGUCCAGUGCCCGAGUUCCCAAAGCCUUUCCCCAUCCACGACAGGCCUGACCCUCACACGUGCCAGGAAUGUGGUAAAACCUUCACACGUGCCUCAGACGUGACUCGUCACCAGCGGACUCACACUGGUGAGCGCCCGUACACCUGUGAGGAAUGUAAGAAGGGCUUCAAGAACUCCUGGGAUCUGACCAGACAUCAGCGCAUUCACACCGGAGAGCGGCCCUUCCUCUGCUCCCAGUGUGGCAAACGGUUCACACAGAUGGGUUUGCUCAAACUGCAUUUUGAACGAACAGCCUGUGGCCAGACGUGCAACCCUCCCCUGGACUUAACGACAGAAGUUGUAGUAGCAGAGGAGACGUCAGAAAAAGGCAGUGGUCAGUACAAAUGCCAGAAAUGUGGUGAUAGCUUCAGUAGCAUCCUGGAGCGGCU
Molecule: messenger RNA, 643 nt
Organism: Lates calcarifer (barramundi perch)
Lineage: Eukaryota; Metazoa; Chordata; Actinopteri; Centropomidae
Exons: 2
Coding region: 1-318 (105 amino acids)
Source: RefSeq, a predicted model, not a curated record